UAUAUAUGUGUAUAUGCAGGGGUUGGAUGCGACCAUGCCCAAACGAAGAUAACCCCUCCAGUAGCAACUUCUUCUUUCUCUUUCCCAGGGGAAUAAGAAAAAAUCCAAAGCCUUUCCAGAUGAGCUUUUAGUGGAGAAACACCCGAAAAAAGAGAAAUCAAAAGGGCUUUCCAAGUCCGCCAUUAUCUUAAGAAAAGGGGGAAAAGUAGAAAGAAAGAAGGAAAGAGGGGAAAGAAUGGGAAGAAAUCCUUGUUGCACCAAGGAGGGACUGAACAGAGGGGCUUGGACAGCUCUCGAGGACCAGAUCCUCACAGAUUACAUCAAAGCUCACGGCGAAGGCAAGUGGAGGAACAUUCCCAAGAAAUCUGGGCUGAAGAGAUGUGGGAAGAGUUGCAGGCUGAGGUGGUUGAACUAUCUGAGGCCUGACAUCAAGAGAGGCAACAUCACUCCUGAGGAAGAGGACCUCAUCAUCAGGCUUCACAAGCUCCUUGGCAACAGAUGGUCUCUAAUAGCUGGAAGACUUCCAGGGCGAACAGACAAUGAAAUCAAGAACUAUUGGAACACCACCUUAGGAAAGAAGGUGCAAGGAGAAGAACCAAAGCAACCUAAGAAGGAUGAGAUCAAGAAGCCCAAGACAAAACAACCCAACAAAAACCUGACGCCAACACCGGCAGCUAACACCAACCCGAACGCCAUUCGGCCCCAACCAGCAAAGUGCAACAAGAUAACUGUCUAUCCAGAGCCACAACCAGAAGCAUCAGUGACAGAUUUCUCCUCGGUUCAAGAUCUGGUGAAAUCCAGUGAGGGAUCGCCAUCGAUCUUGUCGGAGGAAGAGGACUUCAGGAACCUGCCGAUGGACUUCAGCCUGAGCGAGCUCUUGCUGUCCGAUGUUCCUGAGUCCGAGUUCUGGAAGCUGUGCCAGUUUGAUAAUACCUUGGAUCAGCCAUUCCUCUUCUCAGAAGAGAUGAUGAAGGGUUGGGCCGCCGAGGAUGGUUUCUGAUUCAAAGCUAGAUUGAGUUGCAAGUUUGAAUCCACUUGCUUUUUGAUUGAAUCUGCGAUGAACCAUUUUGUGUAGACAGAUCUGACUCUGACGAUAAACCCAUCAAAGAACAAAUGCUCAAAGCUAGCGCCAAUGGUCUUCGAUCAGCUAGCGUUCUGGAGCAGUGUUUGACUAUUUUCGUGUUUCUUGUCCAAAGUAUUGGUGUCCAUAUUGUGGCAAUAAAGUGAAGAUUUAAUCUGAAUAAAA
Molecule: messenger RNA, 1246 nt
Organism: Eucalyptus grandis
Lineage: Eukaryota; Viridiplantae; Streptophyta; Magnoliopsida; Myrtales; Myrtaceae
Product: transcription factor MYB123
Exons: 3
Coding region: 236-1000 (254 amino acids)
Source: RefSeq, a predicted model, not a curated record